Molecule: messenger RNA, 3380 nt
Organism: Physella acuta
Lineage: Eukaryota; Metazoa; Mollusca; Gastropoda; Physidae
Product: protocadherin Fat 4-like
Biological process (GO): homophilic cell-cell adhesion
Cellular component (GO): plasma membrane
Molecular function (GO): calcium ion binding
Source: RefSeq, a predicted model, not a curated record
AUGUCAUGUAAGAAUUUUACCCUCCAAAUUAUCCCACUGGCCAACCAAGCUCCAGCUUUCACAUCCCCCAGCUACACCAUUUAUGUUAGUGAGGGAGUCCUCAAUAACUCAAGGCUCUUUGACUUACCUGUUAGUGACCCAGAUACAGCACUGAAUCAGUUGGUAUUUACUUCAACUGAACUUACUACUGACAAAUAUGUCUACAUGAGUGGGUUAAGCUUAUUCAAUGUUAAGCAGUUUGACAGAGAAGUAAUUCCCCAACACACUGUUACUGUAAGAGUUGCAGACCCUCAAGGAAAUACUGCUACAGCUACUCUCAUUAUAAUUGUACAAGACAUUAAUGACAACAGUCCUGCAUUUGGACAAAACCAGUACACUUUCAGUAUACAAGAAAACCAACCAGUGGCCACAAUUGUUGGCUCAGUUUCAGCUACAGAUGCUGAUGAGCCCAACACACCAAACUCAGCCCUAACUUAUGGCAUUGUCCAGACAUUGGACUUUGAUAAAUUUACCAUAAACCCAUCAAGUGGGCAGCUGGCUUCCAAUGCCAUAUUUGAUUAUGAAACAAAACAGCAAUACCAGAUAGUUGUUAGAGUCUCUGACAAUGGAAAUGCCCCACGGACUACAGUAGUGCCAGUCACAGUCAACAUUUUAGAUCUUCAAGACAAUCCACCAUUAUUCCAAGUUCUUAACAUAGAAGAGUCAGUUAAUGAAAAUGUUGCAAAUAUUCUUGUGGCAACUAUUAAGGCUGAUGAUGCUGAUUCUGUAAAGAGCUACAAUUUUGUCUUGGCUGAUAAUGAAGGUAGUACUGACUCUUCAGCCUUCUCUGUACAAACUGUGAACAAUGAGGCAAGAGUUUAUGUAAACUCUGCACUGAACUAUGAGGUGAAAAACCGCUACACUUUCCAGGUGACAACUCAAGGAAUGACAGGAAAUAUUUUGUACACAACAGCUUCAGUCACAGUCAAUGUUUUGGAUUUAAAUGAUAACCCCCCAGUGAUUGGACAAUACACUGCAACAAUUACUGUACUUGAGACUGUAGCUAUAGGCUCAGCUCUGAGUAAUUUAACAGCUACAGAUGCAGAUGGGACUUCACCAAACAACAGGAUAGAGUACAAAGUCCAAAGUGUCAGCCCAAACAGUGGUAGCAACCUCUUCUAUGUUGGUGAGAAGAGUGCUAUUCUAACAGUUGCAUCCUCACUCCAAGCUGACAGGACUGUCAACACGUAUACUAUCACUGUCAUUGCCUUUGAUUUAGGCACACCAUCUUUAACUGCCACAGGGACAGUCACUGUGACUGUAAAACGCAACACUGCACCAGUUUUCCAAGGUAGCUCAACAACUCUUCCAGCUGUAAAUGAGAAUAUUGCAAUUUCUACUUCCAUUUUUAGAAUAACAGCAACAGAUAUCGACACAAAUAUCACUCCUGAGUUUGCAGGUGUGACCUACUCACUGGCAGCAGACUCAGUUGCUUCAAGCCUGUUUCAGAUCAACCCCAACACAGGAGAUAUAACAUUGACUGGUUCCCUGUAUAACAGAGCGGACUCACAAUACACUAUCCAAAUUAUAGCAACUGAUCUUGGAGGUUUGUCAGCCAGAGUUAAUGUCAUUGUACCUGUGAAUAGAAAUCUGUUUGUCCCAGAAUUUGAUUACUCAAGUUACAUAGUAACGAUAAAUGAAAACUUCCCUCUAGGAAACACCAUUGUACAGAUAGCUGCUCUUGAUUCUGAUAUCAAUAGCCCAUGGAAAGACUUGUCCUUCACUAUCACUGGUGACGCUUUAGGCCUACAGUACUGUGCUGUCAGUGACACUGGCAUAAUCUUCUUACGUCGAACUCUGGCCUUGACCAACAUUACAGAGCUCAAUCUGAUGGUAUCUCUAAAAGACAAAGGCAAUCCCCCGAGAACUGCUGCCACUACAGCAACUGUCAAGAUCUAUGUAACUAAAAACUCUCAAAGUCCCAUUUUCUUCAAUGAAACUUAUCGAGUCACCAUUCCAGAAAAUCAAGCUGUGUCCUCAUCAAUCAUCACAGUCCUUGCAACAGACGCUGAUCCAGUGUUCAACAAAUUGACCUACUACAUUGAAGGAGAUCAGUCUGCUGCAGCCAACUUUGCCAUAGAUCCAAAUACUGGAGUAAUUACAUUGAUACGGGACCUCAGGCAAUCAUCUCUGAGCUCUUUUGUGAUUCGAGUAGCAGCUUUGGAUGACGGCGCCUACCCCAGGAGGGGCACAGCUCUAGUGUUUGUUGAUGUCACAAGAAACCUCCAGAGCCCCAGAUGGAUAGCUGGUAACCCAACAACUGCCACGGUGUAUGAAAAUGCUGCUUCAGGGACCAGUGUUGUGAGAGUUUCUGCUUCAGACACUGACUCUCAGGCCCCAAACAAUGUGAUUGACUACAUCAUUACAUCAGGAGGAGAAUACUUCCAGGUUGAUCAAUCAACAGGGCUCAUCAGUGUCAAGGUCCCUGUUUACCUAGACACUGCAGCAAAUUAUCAAGUAACGCUGAUUGCAAGAGACAGAGGAACUCCUACAAGGCAGUCAGCUCCAUUCACUGUUACAAUAACUUCACAAAGAAAUAGAUUUGCACCAAAAUGGCAGGCCACUCCCUUCAACUUUUAUCUGACCCUACCACUAACCAACAAUCAGUUGCUGAGGACUUUAUCUGCAACAGAUGAUGACCUGCCACCUUUCAAUCAAUUGACAUUUGAGCUUCUUCCCUACUCCAGCUCGUCAUUGCUAUUCACUUCUGAGGUCAGCAAUCAGAACUCUAUUAAUAUAAGAGUUUCCAAUGCAAACCUAAUCAACUCUGACACACUGCUGCAAUAUUUCUUUUAUGCCAAAGUUCGUGACAUUGGAAGUCCAAGCCUCUCAGACAUAGCUCUUGUAACUUUCAAUGUCAACCGUAACUUGAAUGCUCCAAGUUUCCUCACUACAACAAAGGAAAUCACCAUCAAUGAGACUCUAACUCCUGGCUCCUUCGUCAUUGACUGUCCGGCCACAGAUGCCGAUGGCUUUGUAUCCAACAAUGGUGUUGUCACCUAUUCUGAUGGUUUAUCUUUCACCACAUCUAACUAUUUCCGUGUGGUAGAGAGGGAUAGCGGCAUCAUUCUACAGCGUCCACUACAGCAGGACACAGCCACGACAUACACUGUGAUCAUUAGAGCUCAGGAUAAUGGCAAACCCCCACUUUCAGCACCUAACACAUGCACUGUUACAAUCAGAGUGAUACGCAACCUAAAUCCACCAGUGUUUGUCAAUACCCCGUAUGAAACUACCAUUGCACGUACUGCAACUGCAGGCUUAAAGGUUGUCCAGGUGACAGCUACUGAUGCUGACUUGCAGGUUGUAAUAUAUUGAGAAUUGUGAAGUAAAGGGAACUC